Molecule: messenger RNA, 978 nt
Organism: Osmerus eperlanus (European smelt)
Lineage: Eukaryota; Metazoa; Chordata; Actinopteri; Osmeriformes; Osmeridae
Product: olfactory receptor 2AT4-like
Exons: 1
Coding region: 1-978 (325 amino acids)
Biological process (GO): G protein-coupled receptor signaling pathway
Cellular component (GO): membrane
Molecular function (GO): olfactory receptor activity; G protein-coupled receptor activity
Source: RefSeq, a predicted model, not a curated record
AUGUCCCAAGGAAAUUACAGUGUUGUGAGUGAUUUUUUUAUUGUUGGUUUUCCUGGACUUCUCCCUGAGUACUUCAGCCUUGCCUCAUCUGUUUUAUUCUUUGUUUAUCUAUGUACAUUAUUUGGAAACAGCCUUAUUCUUGUCUUAUUUGCAACUGAUCGAGCCCUCCAUAAACCUAUGUAUUUUAUUUAUAUAAAUUUAGUUGUGUCUGACAUUCUCUUCAGCACAACCACUUUACCAAAGAUUAUCGCCAAAUAUUGGUUUCAAGCAGGAGCCAUAUCAUUCACAGCUUGUUUUAUCCAGAUGUACUUCGUACACUAUUUCGGUUCAGUAAACUCCUUAAUUCUAUUCCUCAUGGCUUUAGAUCGCUAUUUGGCCAUCUGUUACCCACUUAGAUACCCAAGUAUAAUGAAAAACUCCACCAUUCUCAUCAUUAGUAUCACUUCAUGGGUUUUGGCUAAAGUUGGUCCUUUAAUGAUGGUGAUCAGAGCCUAUCCUCUUCCAUACUGCUCCUCCAACAGAAUCAUACAGUGCUACUGUGAUCACAUCUCUAUAACAGAGCUUGCCUGCACCAGUAGACUCCCUUAUAGUAUUCCUGCUUUUAUCAAUGCUAUGAUUUAUCUGCUUGCGCCUCUGGUCUUCAUAGCAUUCUCCUACAGCUCUAUUAUUGUGGCAGUUCUAAGGAUCCGAAGCACCCAAGGACGUAACAAAACCCUUUCCACCUGCAGUGCUCAGCUGAUCAUCAUUGCCCUUUAUUAUGUACCCAGGUGUUUUGUUUAUCUGGCCAGCAAUGUUGGAAUUAAAUUCAGCACUGAUGUACGUAUCUUAAUCAUCAUGUUGUAUAGUCUGAUUCCUCCUAUGAUAAACCCACUUAUAUAUUGUUUUAGGACUAGAGACAUUAGAGAGUCUUUAACAAAAAGGUUCAAGAGGUCAAAAUCUACACAAACAGGUAAUAUCUCUUCUGUAUGCAACUCCUGA